This is a messenger RNA of Mollisia scopiformis, 2361 nucleotides long. RefSeq names its product spindle pole body interacting protein. Gene Ontology annotation, biological process: actin cortical patch localization. Gene Ontology annotation, cellular component: plasma membrane. Bases 1 to 2361 code for a protein of 786 amino acids. The transcript is spliced from 3 exons. Lineage: Eukaryota; Fungi; Ascomycota; Leotiomycetes; Helotiales; Mollisiaceae. The record is from RefSeq and is a predicted model, not a curated record.
AUGUCUCGGCAUUCGAGACCUUCGAGGUCACCCAAUCCUCCCAUGAUAGAUACCGAUCGCACUUCAGAUCCGAGCUCGAAUUCGAAGACUCCAUCAAGCGGUGUGUCGUCGCAGCAUUCAUCUUUAUCCGCGCCUCGAAGAUAUAAUCCAGAUGCUCAUCCUACUAGAAAGUUGCGGUCACAAUACCCUCGCGGGAACACUGAGAACCAUGUGGAGUACAUCCUGGUUGCGUCGUUCGAUAUCGACAAAGGUCCUAUUAUGGAACAUCAAUAUCCUGUUGCAAUUACAGGCGACGAGCAUAUGCUGGCAGAGUUGAUGUUGCCAGAUCAGGCGCAUGUCCGAAAUCAGGAUUGGACAAUUUUCUUUUUGCACAAGGACACGAGCCAAGAGGAAGAGGAGGCAGAAGCGAGGGAAGAGAGACGAAGAAGACGACAAAGGAAGAAAGAUCGAGCUGCCGGUCUCUUGGACCCUGCGGAUGUUGAAUCUGCCGAUGAAGCUGAAGAGGAUGAAGAAUCAGCUGAAGACUCCGACGAAAGUGAACCGGAGGGCGGGGAGGGUCCACCGUUGAUCUAUGUUCUCAAUUUGGUGAAUACGAAGCAAGAUAAAACUGCCAAAAGAGGUGCAGUAGUAAAAGCCAUGGCAAUAUGCACAAGGCAUCCAUUCUUACAUAUUUAUAAGCCCUUGCUACUAUUAGCUUUGGAAGAAUACUUCAAAUCCCCUCAUCCUGCAACGCUGGCGUCGCUAUACGAGGCUGUUAACACUAUGGAUCUAUCCCUAAUGCCGAGACUUAGUCUUCUGGAAAGGAUUCUCUUACAAGCAAGCGACAAUAAAGAUCUCUUCGUAGAGAAAUUCGAGCAGAUGAUUCAGAUGCGCAUGGCAGAGGAUAGAGGAGAAGCGCCAGAAGAUGUAGCGGUUCUGUCAGAGAGUCCUGAAAGGCGUAUGGAUCUGACUCGAAAUGGGACAAAAGCCCAUGUCGUAGCGCAUUCUCAAUACUCGGUCCCACGAGAUACACAUGAAUUCGAAACAAAAGUCAUGUACAAUGGCAUUCCUAUACCGAUCAAAGUCCCUGUGGCAGUUUCGCCAGAAACUGUCGGCGACUUCUCCCUUAUUAAACUAAUUCAAACAUUCGGCGAGCCUCAUGCAAAGUCACCUCAGCCAUUUGCGUUGCACCCACAUCUCACUACGAGUGGCGCUUUUACGCACCCCAUCAUAGUUCUCGCCAAUGCUAUGUUGACCCAAAAACGCGUCAUAUUUCUGGGACAUAACCGCCCCUCGGGAGAAGUAGCUGAAGCAGUUCUCGCUGCUUGUGCGCUGGCUUCGGGUGGAGUUUUGAGAGGCUUCACACGACAUGCAUUCCCUUACACAGAUCUCAGCAAGAUCGACGACCUGCUGAAAGUACCUGGUUUCAUCGCUGGUGUAACGAACCCAACCUUUGAGAAUCAUCCUGAGUGGUGGGAUCUCCUAUGUGACUUGCCUACUGGUCGCAUGAAGAUCAGCAAUCGGAUCGAACAAGCCCCCUUUACAGAAGGUUUGGUGAACUUUUCUGCCCAGAAUCCUGCCUUCGCAAGUAUGGUUAACGGAGCGUCUACGGCAAAUGCAGCUCAAGAUCCGACAGGGGAUGCAGCAUUCAUGACAGACGUGCUUCGCAGUGUUGCUGCUAGACACGGAGAAGGCGUCAUUCGCGCGAAAUGGCGCGACUGGGUUGAGAAGUUUACUCGUGUAGCUGCAGCUUUCGAGGAAAGUGUGUACGGAGCCAGUGCCCUGUAUAUUGGCGUAGAAGAGGCUGAACCCGGAAAUGAAAGUGUCUCUGGUCAUGGUUACGUGUGGGCCGAUGAGCAAGCCAAGCUCAAAGAAUUGGCUGGUGGCGUGCACCGGAUCGAGGGCUGGAGAAAUACUCGAAGCUACUUCAGUUUCAAACAGGAUCUUGCCCAGCUAUAUACCUUCCGACCAUUGAAGUCUCUUGAUCUUCAUCAUUUACAUGAUCGUCUUCGAAUGACCAAGUUGAGCCCGACUGCCAGUCGAGAGAUCUACAUAGCUUUGUCAAAGUACACACAUUCGUACGACGAAAUCUGUCAGCUUCUAACUGUAGCACCUGAAUCUCAUGCUGGACUUUUCUACGUCGCCCUGGGACUGUUUCACAAAGAUAAAGACGUCAGAUUGAAAACAGUAGAUCUAUUAGAGAGAAUCAGUGAGCACGAAGCAGGAAGACAUUGGUGGAAAGCCAUGAGUCGCUUCGAGAAGCUCGCCUUUCAUCGAAUACGAAGAGAAGCUGAAACGGAGAUGCGAAGCAAGAUGGGCGCAAAGGACGGUUUCGUCAACGGAAACGGUCAAGCGAUGAUGGUCGAGAAGAGGAUAAGCUGA